Dendrobium catenatum is the source of this 2346-nucleotide messenger RNA. RefSeq names its product dolichol kinase EVAN. Gene Ontology annotation, cellular component: endoplasmic reticulum membrane. Bases 304 to 2019 code for a protein of 571 amino acids. Gene Ontology annotation, molecular function: dolichol kinase activity. Gene Ontology annotation, biological process: dolichyl monophosphate biosynthetic process. The record is from RefSeq and is a predicted model, not a curated record. Lineage: Eukaryota; Viridiplantae; Streptophyta; Magnoliopsida; Asparagales; Orchidaceae. The transcript is spliced from 15 exons.
GGUACACAACGUUCACAGACCUAGUCACGGACUCACGGGCAACGGGUUUGCUUUUCCUUCGCUCGAUUUCUUCGACGCGGCUCGACUUCGCCUUCUUCACCUGAAGUAGAGUUUUGGACGAAUCGCUAGCUUCCUUUGCCUCCUUCGACGACUUCCCUUCCCCGUCGGAUCGGAAGCCACGACGGUUCGACGAGGUUGGAUCGGAAGUUACGACGGGAGCUCGCUCGCUGCUGCGAAGGAUUUAGCUUCUUUAAUCGGCAAGAAAUCCUGCAUCCAAACGGGCUCUUAGGAGUUCCUCGUGCCAUGGCCGGAGCGUUCGAGCUCUUCAAUGGCGAGAGGGUCGUCGUCUUCCUCUUCGUCUCUCGCAUCCUCUUCACCGUUCCGUUCUCCUUCGCAUACGAGUCGGCGGCACUCGUCCUCCUCGCGAUCGCCGGUGUCCUCGUUGAGAUAUCCAUAGAGAACUCCUCUGCCCUAGAUUGCUAUAAGAAUAGGUCUGGUGCAGCUUCUGGGAUACUUUUAGCUACUGUUACACUACCCUCUCUUAUGCUAUCCAGGAUGAUACAAAUGUCAAGAGCAAUUUCAAACCAUGAGGUUGGACCUGAAUGGCUUUCAUAUUUUAGCCUUCAAUUUUGGGCGGCAUGUUCUUGUUGCUUUGCUGUUGUUAGCUUCCUUUCGUUUAUACUGAAAUAUUCUUGCAGCAGUACCAAUAGUUUGCAUUUGCGAAGAGCUCAAGCUUCGAAAUACAGUUUAUUCUGCAUGGUUGUUUAUGGUCUACUAUGCUAUCAUUCUUUGGACAGAAAAUCGUCUAGCGACUGGUAUGUUGUAAUGAACCUGUUAUGGCUGUUCUGCUAUGGACUGACAACUAUGGUACUUCUGAAGCAUAUUCUUUGCACUUUUCCAUCAAGUGCUUCAAUAGGUGAAGGUCUGCUGGUAUCCAAUGGCAUAGUUCUUUAUUUUGGUGACUUGUUGGCAAAUGUUUUGUCAAAGAUGAAAUUGACAUCUGAAUCAACAAUAUUUGAUUUUCUUGGUCACGAUGGCAGUAGUGAAAUAAGCACAAUUAUUCAGGGAGGGUUGACUGGUCUUCUACUCUUCCCUCUCUUUUACAAGCUUUCUCUUCAAAUGUGGGAAUUGACAAUUUGUAGCUCGGUUAAAGUGCAAGCUGUUGAUAGAUGGAUUCCAAGGGUGAUUGGAAGUUCUGUAUUUUUUUAUGCUUCUUUAUCACUCAUGCUGACCAUAUUGGUUCCUGCUUUGAUCCACUUCACACAGGAUUUUGCGAUGCAUCCUUUGCUAUGGGUACUUAAUUUUUUGUUCACAGAGCCACUCAGGCGGAUUUCUUUAUGUUUCUAUUGGAUCGUUGUUCUCUGUGUGUCUGUUUUCCGGUUCUAUAAUAUUUCAAAAAAUAGCAAAACUGAAAGGAUUCUACUUCGAAAAUAUUAUCAUUUGGUGGCUGUUCUGAUAUUUGUUCCUGGAGUUAUCUUUGAGCCUGCUUUUCUAGACCUAGCAUUUGGUGCAGCCUUGGCAGCUUUCUUGAUUUUAGAAAUGAUGCGAGUUUGGAGUAUUUGGCCCUUUGGACAUAUGGUGCAUCAGUUUAUGAAUGCCUUUACUGAUCAUCGCGAUUCAGAGAUUCUCAUUGUCAGUCAUUUCUCUCUUCUACUGGGUUGUGCUAUUCCUAAAUGGAUGUCCUCUGGUUUUAAUGAUAGACCUCUUUCCCCAUUUGCUGGGAUUUUGAGUUUGGGAAUUGGUGACACUAUGGCUUCAAUGGUCGGUCAUAAGUAUGGUGUUCUGCGGUGGAGCAAAACUGGAAAAAAGACAAUUGAAGGUACCGCAGCAGGCAUAACGUCAGUCCUCGCUUCGUGCUCACUUUUACUACCUCUACUUGCCUCCACCGGUUCUAUACUCUCUCAGCACUGGUUCUCACUGGUCGUUGCAGUUACCCUGACUGGCUUAUUGGAGGCUUACACGACACAGCUUGAUAAUGCUUUUAUCCCUCUUGUAUUCUACAGCCUUCUCUGCUUGUGAGUGUGGAAGAAUUUUUGCAGAGUUAUGUACAGUAAAGCUCCCCACUCUCAUACAUGUAUUUUUUUUUAAGAACAAUUCGGAUAUGUGAGUGUACACAGUGUGUAUCAAAUCAGUAUAUACACUGUGUGCACAAUCAAAGUCCGAACGGUUCUUUCUGUUCGGACUCCGCAUAGAAUAAUUUAUCAUAAAUGGAAGGCAAAGAGUGAGAGCAAUAAUUUAGUGUAGUUCACGUACCACAGCUAUAGUAUUACUUGUAUUUGCAGAGCCUAAUCUUUUGCAGAAGUUAAUCACAUUUAUUGCAGUUAAUUUACUGCAUUUAGAAUCGCC